This is a messenger RNA of Nakaseomyces glabratus, 1113 nucleotides long. RefSeq names its product NAD(+) diphosphatase (gene NPY1). Gene Ontology annotation, cellular component: cytosol; peroxisome. Gene Ontology annotation, molecular function: NADH pyrophosphatase activity. Lineage: Eukaryota; Fungi; Ascomycota; Saccharomycetes; Saccharomycetales; Saccharomycetaceae. The record is from RefSeq and is a predicted model, not a curated record. Gene Ontology annotation, biological process: NADP+ catabolic process; NAD+ catabolic process.
AUGAGUACCUUUUUUGGUGAUGUGGGUUUGAACAGGGUUUCAUUCCUUAGAGAGGACACGGAAUUCAUAAAACUAGCAUUUACCUCAUCUGAAGCCAAAUUCAUUGUAUUUGUCAAUGGCGAAGCCUUUUAUGACAUCAGUUCAGAUGGUAAACCACAGCUGCAUAUAGAGACCUCUACUAGCUUAAAAGGAAUCAUAACGACCUUGAGCCCAUUGUUAGAAACGAAGGACUUAAGAGUGGAUGUCUCGGGUGUGAGUAUUACAUUCUUGGGUUUAGAUGACCGUAUUGAUGGGUUCUCAUACAAGGGUAAGUACAAAGGUGCCCCAUACUUUGGACUUGAGUUUAAAGUAGAUGAUAAAACGUUGCUCACGCCAAAGGACAUUGAGUUUACCACAUCCUUACAAAGAAUGGAUCGUGAGAGCUUGUUCAUGAUCGAUAAUCACAGCGCAACUCUUUAUUCUCAUGCAAAAAUGUACUUGGAUUGGUUGAACAAAUAUAAAUUUUGUCCUGGUUGUGGUUCUGUUAUUUACCCUGUUCAUGGUGGUACCAAGCUGCAAUGCAGUUCAGCUCCGGAAGUCAAUUGUAAUGUAAGAAAUGCUAGAGUUAACAAUGUAUGCUUCCCAAGAAGCGAUCCAGUUAUUAUUAUAGCUAUGGCAAAUGAAGAUUACUCGAAGAUAUGCCUAGCAAGAUCUUUCCGUAAACAUGGUAACUUUGUGAUGUAUUCUACCAUCGCCGGCUUUAUGGAACCUGGUGAAUCGAUCGAGAAUGCAUGUGCCAGAGAGAUUUGGGAAGAAACCGGAGUUCAUUGUGAUGUGGACAAUGUCAAGAUAAUAUCUUCUCAACCAUGGCCAUACCCAGCCAACCUCAUGAUUGGUUGUCUAGGGAUUGUAAAAUUCAAUAAUAAGGAUGAGAUUAUUGAUCUUGGUAAUGACCCCGAACUAAUGGACGCUCAGUGGUUUGAUACUAACGAGGUGAGAGCUGCAAUGGAUAGCUACAAGACUGGCUGGCUCGUUCCCUUUAAGGAUGAGAUUAACUUCCCUGGAGAAACAGCAAUAGCCCACCACUUGAUCAGACACGUCUGCAAACAGCAUCAACGCUUGCAGAAAUUAUGA